Australozyma saopauloensis is the source of this 843-nucleotide messenger RNA. RefSeq lists its product as uncharacterized. The transcript has a single exon. The record is from RefSeq and is a predicted model, not a curated record. The coding region runs from base 1 to 843 and encodes 280 amino acids. NCBI's taxonomy places the organism in Eukaryota, Fungi, Ascomycota, Pichiomycetes, Serinales, Metschnikowiaceae.
AUGCUUGUUGCUUGUCGAACCAGCCACCCACUGACCAUUGACGUAACCAUGCAUACUGGGUCGCAGAUGCAUGGAAUUGUGCUGGCUAAGCGACUGCAAACAGAAAUCUAUAUAAGAAUUGACAUCUGCUGGUUGAUCUGCCAGAUUCAGCCAAUUUUGAUCCCAAUGAAUUUGCUUUCGCUCGUGAUUUCCCUAUACGUUAUUUGUCUUGCACAGGCUGUGCCUCUUCCUUCAUUUUUUAAACGGUUGUACAGCCCUUCGUCACCGGUUUUCUCGGUGAUCGCACAUCAUCAAGGAGCUGUUUUCCAGUAUAACCUAUUAAAAUGGGACGGGAAGGAUUUGGUGCUUAAUGCCGACGAACAGGCUUUCUUCGGAAGAGUGCGUGCUUCCGAGGGUUAUAUCUUGAACUUGCCUGGAAGUAAUAAGACUGCAAACGCAACUCAAGGAAUCGCAAACACAUAUAAUGUUCAUGUUAACCCCAAGACCAAUAAGUUGAGCACCACCCUCGAGGCUGCCAACUCCACGCAAGGCUUUGGAAUCAUUCAGCAAAAGUUGAGCUACAAGAAUUCCACCGAGUUUUUGGCAUGCCCUGAUGGAUCUUAUAGAGACGUCUACCACGUUUACUGGGGAAACAACAACAAGACCGUGUGUCCUCGCAGAGCCAAUGGGUACAACAUCGAGCUCAUUGUGCAAGUGGACGCUACCGUCAACUACACCCCUCAGACUAAUGUGCAAAAUAAUACCACAAUUGCCAACGGCACUAUUCUGACCAACACCACAACAUCCGCACCACUUGGUCUCCCGCCAAUCCAGAACAAAAAGAGAAGAUUCAUUCUCUUUUAA